Salvia splendens (bonfire salvia) is the source of this 1044-nucleotide messenger RNA. Its product is annotated as protein NRT1/ PTR FAMILY 5.5-like. The coding region runs from base 1 to 1044 and encodes 347 amino acids. The transcript has a single exon. The record is from RefSeq and is a predicted model, not a curated record. NCBI's taxonomy places the organism in Eukaryota, Viridiplantae, Streptophyta, Magnoliopsida, Lamiales, Lamiaceae.
AUGGUAUUGAUGGCCGUUGGAGCGGCUGGUCAGCGUGUCUCCCUGGCACCAUUACUCGAGGCACAGCAUACAAAUGAAAAUGAAUAUGAAAGAAUAGGGUGGAAGAGACUAAUACGUUUUUUAAUGGUAGUUUUUGCUGCCAUAGGAGCUUUGGUGCUCCCAUUAGUUAAAGAUUGGAGCCUCCUGUUUGGAAUCCCAGCAAUCAUCACUGGCAUUGCGACCAUAUUUUGUUUUACUGGAUUAUGUUGUUCCAGAUACAUAUCCCCGCCACCAGACCUGGACCAAAUAUAUUACUUACCCAAAAUCUUUACUGCCCGUAUGACACUGAUGUGGACGACUUUUAUAACCUAUGGAAUGGUGUCCUCACUUGGUAGAACAUACUUCGUAGACCAAGCAAAGCACCUGGACCGCCGUCUAGGCAAAUGGGAGGUUCCUACUCAGGUGUUGCUGCUGGCUCAGAUAUGGUUAGCCAAAUUACUCUAUUAUGUGACACGUAAACUUUUCCGAGCAAGUACAGAGAUUUUCAUGGCCAAGCUAUUCGGGGUACUAUGUUGUAUGACUGCUGCAAUAAUGGAGAGAAAGAGGGUUGGCAUUGUUAGAAGCCAUGGCUUGCUGGAUAAACCUGAUCAAGAUAUUCCCAUGAGUGUGCAUUGGCUAUUUUUCCAGUUCAUCUUUCUCGGAUGCAUGGACAGGUUGUUCAAGGUGAGUGUGGAUGGAUUCAUUGAAAACAAACCAAGAAAAGAACGCAGAAGAAUACCUGAUGCAUUGACAGAGUGCCUUGAGAUAUACAGCCAGGGCGCGUACGGGCUGGGAUUCAUGUGUAGUGUGCUCCUUGUUUUCGUCGUGGGGAAAAUAAGUGAGAAGGGAGAUAAACCGAGUUGGUUCCAGUCCACCUCGAACCGGAGUCAUUUGGACCACUACUAUUGGGUGUUGGCGGUUUUGAGUGGUACGAGUUUAGUCAUAUUCAGCGUGUGGUGUAUUUAUCAACGUUACUUCCGUCCCCAAACCAUCGUGGGACGGAUCUUAUACGUUGUAAUGGUUUAG